UAAUAUUAGAUAUGAUUUCUUGAAAGAGAAGUGUGCUUGUAAUUUUCUUUUGUUUAGAACCCAAGUUGGAAAAAUAUCCAACUAUAAACUAUACCUCCAUUUUCAUAAACCCCACCUUAUUCCAUCAUCAUAUAAACCACCAAACAUCUCAGUUAUUUGCUCUCUCUCUGAGUUUGUUAUCUUUGGGUGUUGGUCUGAGAAGUUGAGCUUUGUCUGGAAGGAAAUGGGCAGGAAGUGCUCACAUUGCGGAAACACAGGCCAUAAUUCAAGGACCUGCAACACUUAUAGAGCGACUGCUGUGGGAGGACUUAGGCUUUUUGGUGUUCAACUUGACAUGUCUUCAUCAUCUGUUUCCAUGAAGAAGAGUUUUAGCAUGGAUUGCUUGUCUUCAGCCCCUCCCUCAUCGCCCUCUCCUUCUUCUUCUAGAGUUUCCAUCGAUGAAAAUUCUGAUAAAACUUCCAUUGAUUAUCUAUCUGAUGGUCUUAUGGGUCGAUCUCCGGACAGGAAGAAGGGAGUUCCAUGGACAGAAGAGGAACACCGAACAUUUCUACUUGGGCUGGAGAAGCUAGGGAAAGGGGACUGGAGAGGCAUCUCCAGAGACUUUGUGACUACAAGAACUCCAACCCAAGUUGCAAGUCAUGCUCAAAAGUAUUUUCUUCGACAGUCAACUCUCAACAAGAAGAAGCGACGUUCGAGCCUGUUUGACAUGGUUAGAGGCAGUAGCGUGGCUGGAUCUCAUGUUAACAGCUCUAACUCCCAGCCUAGUCAUACAAUUCCUCAAUUAGGUUUGCAUCAUCAUCAUCAUCAUGCCAUGCCCGUUAACCUGGAGCAUGGGUUCAGUGAUUUCCGGACAGAAACAUCAAAUGCAGCACAAUCUAGCAAUAUCUCUCCAAAUGUGGCGCCUGAUCUGGAGCUCACGCUUGCCACCCCAAGGCCUUUAGAAGAAAAUAAGUCAUCCUCAAGAACCCUCCUUAACAGACCUAUUAGCGUUACUUGACAACUUUGCAAGGAUAAGAUAUACUGAAUGAAUAACCAUGUCAUUUCUGUUCAGGCUGAUGAAGAUGAAGGAACAUACUAUCCAGAUUUAGGCAAUUACUUUCGUUUAUGAUACAUAGUUAAUUUUUUGAUAAUACACUCAUGGGUGUUUUCGGGUUUUGUUUGGAUCUAUUUUCUUUCUCGAAUAAUUUUAAAAGGCGACAUUAUAGCAGAAUCAUCCUUUUAUUCUUUAAUUUGCCAAUGAUUGCAGAAUGUGAAUUAGCCUAUUGCUGGGCCUAAGCCAUUUCCCCAUUGUUUUUUGGUAUGUGAAAGGACCACAAAGUCAGAAAUAGCAGCAAGAAAUGAAUUAACUUUAUGCAUGUUUAUUGUUUGCAUUAGCGAUGAUUAACAAAGGCAUCUUUCCCUUCACCACCUCCUCUCCUCCAAAGGAGUCAGAUUUUUUUUUUUUCUUUUUCAAUGCCCAUACCGAACCACCUUUAUGUCUGCUUUUGUUCAUUCUAAAAUGGGGUCUAAAAGGUGAUGAUUUACAAUUGUGACAACUUCUCACUUCAUUUUACUCCUAGCUGUGUUAACAGCGAUAGAUGUAGAAAAGAACCAA
This is a messenger RNA of Durio zibethinus, 1594 nucleotides long. RefSeq names its product transcription factor MYBS3-like. Gene Ontology annotation, biological process: response to ethylene; response to gibberellin. Gene Ontology annotation, molecular function: DNA binding; zinc ion binding. The record is from RefSeq and is a predicted model, not a curated record. NCBI's taxonomy places the organism in Eukaryota, Viridiplantae, Streptophyta, Magnoliopsida, Malvales, Malvaceae.